Megalopta genalis is the source of this 4728-nucleotide messenger RNA. RefSeq names its product dosage compensation regulator mle (gene mle). Gene Ontology annotation, molecular function: 3'-5' DNA helicase activity; RNA helicase activity; double-stranded RNA binding. The record is from RefSeq and is a predicted model, not a curated record. Gene Ontology annotation, biological process: regulation of mRNA processing; positive regulation of transcription by RNA polymerase II. Lineage: Eukaryota; Metazoa; Arthropoda; Insecta; Hymenoptera; Halictidae. Gene Ontology annotation, cellular component: intracellular anatomical structure; ribonucleoprotein complex; nucleolus.
UGUAUAUAUGUAUGUACAUAUACAUUGUAAAUUGGAAGAAGGAUCAAUGGUGGUGAAAAUACGUACUAAUACACGUAACAUUCGAUAGUCAUAUGCUCAUAACUUCCGGUUCCGGCGGUCGCCAUAUAAGAGGCGAAGUUGUUUGUAGAUUGAGUUUAUAUGCACACUUAGGUUAUAUGUACGGAUUUUGUUGAUCAAAUACGUAAUAAUAACUGCAGUAUUUUAAUCGCAUUAUUAAAAUUUAAAAAUGGGUGAUAUAAAAUCUUUUUUCCAUCAAUGGUGCGGAAGAAAUAGCAAAGAACCGCAAUUUGAUGUCAGACCAACAGGGCCAAAACAUCGACAACGAUUCUUGUGCGAAUUACGUGUAUCUGGAUUUGAUUAUGUGGGUGCUGGAAAUUCAACUAAUAAGAAAGAUGCUCAAGGCAAUGCAGCCAGAGAUUAUGUUAAUUAUUUAGUUCGUACAGGACAUGUGAAUGUUAACGAUGUUCCAAAAGAUGCAGGAACUAUACAACCACACGAUACUGGACCUACUAAUCCAGAGCCUUAUGGACCAUCAAAAUCUGUGUUUCAAGACGGAAUGGGACCCAAUGAUAUAGGUCAAGCUUACAGAGCUUACAAUGAGCAUGGCCAAGGCAAUUAUACCUACAUGGAUAGAAUAGCAGACCAGAAAAAGGUUGAAGAUGCAGAAGAUGUUGAUGUUAAUUCUGGAAUACAUGGAAAUUGGACUAUUGAAAAUGCUAAAUCAAAACUUCAUCAAUUUAUGCAAUCUAACAAAAUUAACGCUGAUUACAAAUAUACCCCACUUGGCCCAGAUCAUACGAGGAGUUUCAUGGCUGAAAUGACGUUUUAUGUGAAACAGCUUGGAAGAAAUGUUACUGGCCGUGAAACUGGUUCAAAUAAGCAGACAGCUUCUAAGAGCUGUGCUCUGUCUCUUGUUCGACAAUUAUAUCAUCUUGGUGUUAUCGAAGCAUUUAGUGGUACUUUAAAGAAGAAUAAAGAUGCUGAACAAAUAAAGCCAUACCCAGUCAAGAUUUCACCAGAAGUGGAAAGCCAGAUUCACGAUGUUUUGUCAUGCUUAAAUGUAAAACCUGUUUCAGUGAAAAUUGAGUCAUCAGAGGUAAAGCAAGAAGAUAACCAACCUAUGUCUGCUGUAUCUUUACUAACUAAUCAAGUAUUGGAUGAUUUUAUUUCAUCCGUACCUCAACCUGCUGGAGUAGUAAGUUGGUCUCCACCGCAACAAAACUGGAAUCCUUGGACUGGCUGCAAUAUAGAUGAAGGACCGUUAGCAACAAUGACUUUAGAACAACUUUCAGAUGAUUUGCAACAUGAACAACGCGAAAGGCUCCAACAAGAUGACAAUUUACAAAAGAGCAUGAAAGACAGAUCUUCAUUACCUGUUUUCUCAAUGAAAAAUGAAAUAAUGAACGCUAUUCACGAAAAUCCUAUAAUUAUUAUUCGUGGUAAUACAGGAUGUGGUAAAACAACGCAAGUGUGUCAGUUUAUUUUGGAUGAUUAUAUUGCAUCAGGCCAAGGUGCAUUUUGCAGUGUUGCAAUUACACAGCCUAGAAGAAUAUCUGCUGUAUCUGUAGCCGAUCGAGUUGCUAUAGAAAGAUGUGAAACUUUAGGGCAAUCUGUUGGAUAUUCCGUACGAUUUGAAUCUUGUUUGCCAAGACCUUAUGGCAGUAUAAUGUUUUGCACUGUUGGUGUACUUUUGCGGAAACUGGAAGGCGGCUUGAGAGGCGUAUCUCACGUUAUAGUUGAUGAAAUUCACGAACGUGAUGUAAAUUCAGACUUCAUUAUGGUUGUUCUUCGCGACAUGAUUCAUAUGUAUCCAGAUUUGCGAAUCAUCCUAAUGUCUGCUACAAUUGACACAACUUUGUUCAGUAAAUAUUUUAAUAAUUGUCCAGUGAUAGAAAUACCUGGCAGAGCUUAUCCUGUUCAGCAAUAUUAUUUAGAAGAUUGCGUACAAUUAACGAAUUUCGUACCGCCUAUGGAUACCAAAAAACGUAAAAAUCGAGACUCUGAUGAUUUACCAACAGAUGGAGAACCAGAUGAAAAUUUGAAUAAAGUAGUUAGCAGUAAGUAUUCCAUACAAACGAAAAAUGCUAUGGCACAGCUUAGUGAGAAGGAAAUAAGUUUCGAAUUAAUUGAGGCUCUGUUGAAGUACAUCAAAGACCAAGGUAUUCCUGGUGCUGUGUUAAUUUUCUUACCUGGUUGGAAUUUAAUAUUUGCGUUAAUGAAACAUCUGCAACAACAUCCUAUUUACGGAGGAUCGGGUUAUGUAAUUAUACCCUUACAUUCUCAAUUACCUAGAGAAGACCAACGCAAAGUUUUCGAUCCAGUGUCACAGGGAAUUACAAAAAUUAUUCUAUCCACAAAUAUUGCUGAAACAUCGAUUACUAUUAACGAUGUAGUCUAUGUAAUAGAUUCCUGCAAAGCUAAAAUGAAGUUAUUCACUUCUCACAAUAAUAUGACGAAUUACGCUACAGUUUGGGCAAGUAAAACAAAUUUGGAACAGAGAAAGGGACGAGCAGGUCGCGUGAGACCUGGAUUUUGUUUUCAUUUAUGUUCUAAAGCACGUUUCAAUAAAAUGGACGAACAUAUGACACCAGAAAUGUUUAGGACACCUUUACAUGAGUUAGCGUUAAGCAUUAAGUUAUUACGAUUAGGUAGUAUCGGGAAAUUCUUGUCAAAAGCGAUUGAACCACCACCAAUAGAUGCUGUAAUAGAAGCGGAGGUGAUUUUACGUGAAAUGAAAUGUUUAGACGAAAACGAUGAACUAACACCACUUGGUAAAAUAUUAGCCCGUUUACCUAUAGAACCACGUUUAGGAAAAAUGAUGAUUCUGGGCUGUAUUUUUCGUGUGGGCGAUGCUCUAUCUACGAUGGCAGCGAACAGUACAACGUUUCCAGAAGUAUAUAACAUGGGUCCUGAUACCAAACGAUUGACUACUCAACAGAAGUGGUUCGCUGGUGCAAGAUAUAGUGACCACGUGGCGAUGUUACAUGCAUUCCAAGCUUGGGAAGAAGCUAGGGCUGGUGGAGAAUAUGCAGAGCAAGCAUUCUGUGAUUCAAAAAAUUUGAGUGUGCCUACAUUGAGGGUCACAUGGGAAGCUAAGAAUCAGUUACAAGCACUUCUACAAAGUGCCGGUUUUCCAGAGGAAACUUUAUGUCCCACACCAUUAAAUUAUCAAGCUGGUGCCGAUGUACGCCUCGACACUGUUACAGCUUUAUUAUGCAUGGGUCUUUAUCCAAAUGUUUGUUAUCACAAAGAAAAAAGAAAGGUUCUCACUACUGAAUCUAAAGCAGCUUUGAUCCAUAAAACAUCAGUAAAUUGUAGCAAUUUCGAGCAAAACUUUCCAUUUCCAUUUUUUGUAUUUGGAGAAAAGAUUCGUACAAGAGCAGUCUCUUGUAAGCAGCUAACUAUGGUAUCACCAAUUCACUUGUUAUUAUUCGGUUCCCGAAAAGUUGAGUAUGUCGACGGCGUAGUAAAACUUGAUAAUUGGAUUAAUUUAGAAAUGAAUCCAAAUCAUGCAGCUGCGAUAGUUGCAUUGCGACCUGCAUUGGAAAGUCUCGUUGUGAAAGCUGCAAAAGAACCGGAGACUAUUUUAGAACUAACUUCUAACGAAGAAAAAGUACUCAGUUUAAUUAAGACAUUAUGUGGGAUGAAUGCGUGUCGUUAUGAACUCGAUCAGAUUACGGGAGGUGGGUUCCAAUCGCGAAGGCCACCAAGAGGGCACUCAAUCGGUUUUCAUCCGGACGCUAAUCCUACGAAAAUAAUGCGAGGAAGAGGUGGUUUCCGCGGAUCUCCUCGCUUUGGCAAUGGAGGUGGUGGUGGAAACUUUGGCACUGAAGGUGUCUACGGCAAUGGCGGCGGCGGUGGCGGUUUCCCAAGAAAUAAUAAUUUCGGAGGUUUUCGAGGUGGUGCUACUCGAGGCUAUGGAACCUUCAAUUCUCGAGGAAGAGACGGUGGAAACUGGGGCGGAAGAGGUGGCUUCCGCGGCCGUUAUUAACCACAGGGUUGAAUAACCCUUCGCUUAAGGCUAGUAAAAAUUGACUGCAACAUGUAAUCGAUGUAUUAAAUAUAAAUAUAUAUCGGUUUUCAUUUAGGUAAAUCAGUAGUUGCUCCAUUAGCGUUUUUGUUUUUGAUAUUUGGAUGAAACUGCAAGACAUAUGGAAUAUUUUUACGUAAAGAGAGAUUUCUCUUGAUACAUAGUGUGUUUUAGUAUCGAUUUGAAUAUGCGAAAAUUUACUUAGUUUAGUUGAAUGUUUAUACUCAGGACACACAUUGGAAACCAGGAAUAUGGAGAGUUAAUUUACAAGUGGAAAUGAAAAUUCUUAUAUCUUUUGCGAUAUAUUUGUGUUCCCUUUGAAUGUAUUGUACAUUUAUACCGUGAUCAAACUAAUUUCUAUUAACCAAACAUUAUGUGUCCAUUGACGGUAUUACUCUGUAUAUCUGUUACAGAAACUAAUUUUUAAUGUUUAAUGAUUUAUCCCCUUAUUGUGUUUAAUUAUUACAUGUAUUAGUCAGGUAAACAAAAUUAAGAGUUCUCCUUUGUAUCUAAAGAUGAUUACAUACUAUGGGAGUGAAUAUUGUACCAUCCUAAUACUUAUCUAUGCUUUACCUUUAAGGUAUUACAUUUCUAAAAUUACAUGUUUUUUUAAGUAAAAUAUGAACUGUAUUAUUCCUAUAAAUAAUAGUACAAAUAAAGCUUUACAUAUUAUAGAA